Molecule: messenger RNA, 840 nt
Organism: Knipowitschia caucasica
Lineage: Eukaryota; Metazoa; Chordata; Actinopteri; Gobiiformes; Gobiidae
Source: the annotation of a GenBank genome assembly
AUGCUGAUCUUAAAGGGAAGCAGAACUCUACCGCUGCUUCGGAAGGUGUUCGUCAUGGCGUACCAGGCUGGGGUUCCUGAUCCCAGCACUCUGGUUUCUGGCAUCACCUCCAACAUCCAGAGACUGAGUCUGCUGACCAACGAUCUCCAGAGAGCAGUGUUUCUCGUGGGCACAGACCUGGACAACAGCCAACUCAGAAACUCACUACAGCAGAAGCAGCAGCAGGGGAACCAGCUCGCCAAAGACACUGACAAACAGCUCAAAGCCUUCGCGUCGCUACCUGUGGGACCGGAUCAGAGACAGAGGAAGCUGCAGCGGGAGCGUCUGUUAAACGACUUUUCCGCCGCGCUCAACGCUUUCCAGAAAACUCAGCGUGAAGCGGCUAAGAAGGAGCGCGAGGACGUGGCCCGCGUGAGAGCCUCGUCACGUCUGUCUCACAGCGGGGGAGGUCAGACAGAUGAAAACUUCAGAAAUGUACCUGCGUUUUCUAGUCAGAUGCAGCUUCAGGCGGAGGAGGAGGCCAUGACUGUGGAGGAUCUGCAGCUGAUCCAAGAACGCGAGCAGGCCAUAAGACAACUGGAGUCAGACAUCGUGGACAUAAACGACAUCUUCAAAGACCUGGGGGUGAUGGUGCACGAGCAGGGAGACAUGAUCGACAGCAUCGAGGCCAACGUGGAGAGCACAGACCAGAACAUUACCAGUGGGAUGCAGCAGCUGGCCAGGGCCGCCCAGUACCAGAGCAGCUCCCGGAAGAAGAUCUGCAUCCUCAUCACCAUCGGUGUGCUCGUCGCUGUCGCCAUAGGCCUCAUCAUCUGGGGCUCAGUGACCAACAAGUUCUAG